AUGGCCGAAAAAGCACCACCCUCGCUCGCAGCAGUCGCUGUCUCGUCACUCUUCCUCGGCCUGCUCGCUGGCUAUUUCCUCGGCCAAGCGUCAAGUAUCGGACUUUUCGGAAGCUCGAAUUCCAACGAAGCCAAGAAAAGCUGGCCUAACAGCUAUGAUGUGAAGGUUCAUGCUGAGUCGAGCGACGAGCAAGCAGAUGACGAGGAAGAGGAUGAAGAAGAGGAUGGAGACGGUAAAGAGUUGAGCGACUUUAGAGAUUCGAAAGAGGAAGUGAAAAUGGUCCUGGUUGUGAGGACAGAUCUUGGGAUGGGCAAAGGAAAAAUUGCAGCUCAAUGCGGACAUGCCACGCUGGCAUGCUAUAAAUACCUGGUUAACCAUGCCUCAUCGGCCUCAAUACUCAAACGAUGGGAGUACGGCGGGCAGGCUAAGAUUGCCUUACAAACCAAGUCUGAAGACGAACUGGAAACUAUUCAAGCGCAAGCCAUGAGCCUGGGGCUUUGUGCCCGAAUCAUACAUGAUGCUGGGAGAACUCAGAUUGCAGCUGGUAGCGCAACAGUGCUGGGAGUUUUGGGUCCUAAGAGCGUGGUAGAUCAAGUCACUGGGCACCUGAAGCUUCUGUGA
Exophiala bonariae is the source of this 621-nucleotide messenger RNA. RefSeq lists its product as uncharacterized. The record is from RefSeq and is a predicted model, not a curated record. The coding region runs from base 1 to 621 and encodes 206 amino acids. Gene Ontology annotation, molecular function: peptidyl-tRNA hydrolase activity. The transcript is spliced from 2 exons. Gene Ontology annotation, cellular component: cytosol; mitochondrion. NCBI's taxonomy places the organism in Eukaryota, Fungi, Ascomycota, Eurotiomycetes, Chaetothyriales, Herpotrichiellaceae.